AUGCAGGAUGAAGAAUGGCGCUCGUCUAUUACCCUUAACAUUCUGAACACGAUGCAGAACAUUAUUGUGUGCGGUGGUUUGCUGGCCGGUUCGCUGCUCUGUGCCUAUCUGGUGGUGUACCACGAAGGGCUAACCGUCGGUGACUACGUCCUGUUUGCCAGUUACAUUAUUCAGCUGUACGUGCCCCUGAACUGGUUCGGAACUUUCUACAGAGCUAUCCAGAAGAACUUUGUGGACAUGGAGGACAUGUUCGAUUUGAUGAAGGAGGAUCAAGAGGUGAUCGAUGCCCCGGGAGCUGGAGAACUGGCAGUUAUUCGAGGGGGCGCAAUCGAUUUCUCCGAUGUUACUUUCGGGUACAAUCAAGAACGGUUUGUGUUGCGGAAUGUAAGCUUCUCGGUUCCCGCCGGUAAAACGGUUGCCUUGGUAGGUCCAUCGGGUGCCGGAAAAAGUACCAUCAUGCGAUUGCUGUUCCGCUUUUAUGACGUUGAAAGUGGAUCGAUUUCGAUCGAUGGACAAAACAUUAAAACCGUACGACAGGAUUCGCUGCGAAAAGCCAUUGAUACGCAAACCGAACGUAAAGGAUGA
This is a messenger RNA of Uranotaenia lowii, 585 nucleotides long. RefSeq names its product ATP-binding cassette sub-family B member 6-like. Gene Ontology annotation, biological process: transmembrane transport; heme transport. Gene Ontology annotation, cellular component: membrane. The coding region runs from base 1 to 585 and encodes 194 amino acids. NCBI's taxonomy places the organism in Eukaryota, Metazoa, Arthropoda, Insecta, Diptera, Culicidae. The transcript has 2 exons. The record is from RefSeq and is a predicted model, not a curated record. Gene Ontology annotation, molecular function: heme binding; ATP binding; ATP hydrolysis activity.